Messenger RNA from Dissoconium aciculare CBS 342.82, 1926 nucleotides. RefSeq names its product N-acetylglutamate synthase. Gene Ontology annotation, cellular component: mitochondrial matrix. The transcript has 3 exons. The record is from RefSeq and is a predicted model, not a curated record. The annotation marks the transcript as partial. Gene Ontology annotation, biological process: L-arginine biosynthetic process. Gene Ontology annotation, molecular function: arginine binding; L-glutamate N-acetyltransferase activity, acting on acetyl-CoA as donor. NCBI's taxonomy places the organism in Eukaryota, Fungi, Ascomycota, Dothideomycetes, Mycosphaerellales, Dissoconiaceae.
CGUGAGUUAUUUGUCAAUGUCUUGAACGCCAAUGCCACCAAGCGCGAUGCGAAGCAAUACCUUGCUCGCUUUCAAGCAGAGAAGAAACAUGCAGCCGAGUCUGCGAAGCUCAAGGUUGAAGCUGAACGCAACGGUCCCUCUUCGAUUCUCUCCGACAACCUCAGGCGGUCUGGAGUCAAUUUAGGUAGUCUAUACACGCCCAGUCGCGCCAUCGCCGAGACGCCGGUUUUCGUACAACGAGCAGAUGUGAAUGUCGACCACCAACAUGAUCGAUCCCAACAGCUGCACGUGGCAUUGGUGUGCUUGAAGUCACCCGAGGACAUUGAUGAUAAGACCAUGGAGGGCCUCGCCAUUACUCUAGCGCAGCUCGUCAAGUUGGAUAUGCGCUUGAUCAUUGUGCUCGACUCGUUGUGGAUCGGUUCCAACGUGCGAGCAUUCCGAAAGCUCCUCUACGCCCAGGCUCUGCGAUUAUCAGCUGCGAUUGGGCGACACAGCCCAGACGAGGGCCGCUUCGUGCCCGGAGCUCUGGAGUUUCGAGUCGAUGGAGCAGCCAGCACUUCGUGUUCGGAAGUCGAUGCACGGGUAGCCAUACCAGAGCUACUUCUCGACCCGCUGAAACGAGGACUCAUUCCCAUCCUGCCACCACUUGCGUACACCGAGUCCGGCCGCUUAUCCCGGGUAUCAAGCACCAAUGUAAUGGCUGCAUUGACGCAGAAGCUAGAAAGCAUGAACGCUGCCGAGAGCCAAGACCAUCCUCUGGCACCGAACGGAAUCCUCCUCGAUCGGAUCAUUGUGUUGGAUACUAUUGGAGGGAUCCCGAGCAAGAACCGCGGCGACGGAGCCCAUGUCUUCAUCAACCUGGAACAAGAAUUCGAUGCGAUCGAGCAAGAAUUGACAGACUACGCUACAGCUGCUCGCGACCAUGCGAAGCCAGAGAUGCGGCGGAGGAGUUAUGUCUAUGAGCAGCACCGCACGAACCUCGAGAUGAUCCAACAGUGUUUGUCACAACUCCCCUCCUCUUCAUCCGCCGUGAUCAUCACCCCUCAGGAAGCCGCCAGCUCCUCGCGCAAACACCGAGACCACGACGACGCGACAUCUCUCGGCAGCGCAGGGACUCGCCGCCGCAAGAACAGCCUGAUCCACAACCUGCUCACGAACAAACCCAUGGUAUCUUCCUCGUUGCCCGCCGCGCGCCUGCCCCACGAGACACACCCCGAGGGGGGGAUGCCGCAGCCCGAAGUUGUACAAGCGUCCACCCUGAUCAAACGCGGCAUGCCGCUGACCAUCAUACCCACGCCGGACCCCGUCCGCGGAUGGAUCGCCCCCGGCAGCGACUCGAGUUCCGCAACCCCCGACACCACGACAUCCCUCGACCUGGAGACCGACCCCCGCGUCGAUCUCCCCCGCCUGGUGCACCUCAUCGAGGACUCAUUCCGGCGGAAGCUCGACGUGCAAGCCUAUCUCGACCGCAUCCGCGGCCGGACCGCCGGCCUGAUCGUGGCGGGGAACUACGAAGGCUGCGCGAUCCUGACGUGGGAGACGCCGCCGUCCGCCGCCGCCGCCGCGCACGCCGUCCGCGGAGGAGGGCGCCCCGCCACCGCGACGGACCCGGCCCGCCUCGUCCCCUACCUCGACAAGUUCGCCGUGCUGCAGUCCUCCCAGGGCUCGUCCAACGUCGCGGACAUCCUCUUCCAGUCCAUGGUUCGCAGCUGUUUCCCCAACGGCGUCUGCUGGCGGAGCCGCGGCAACAACCCCGUGAACAAGUGGUAUUUCGAGCGCUGCGCCGGGAGCUGGAAGCUGCCGAAGGAGCCCCCGGCGCAGCUGGCCGAAUGGACGGCCUUCUGGACGGGCGAGGACGUGGUGCAGGAUCUGCAGAGGUGGAGGGAUUACGUCGAGGUCUGCGGCAGUAUCCAGCCGAGCUGGUCG